Cataglyphis hispanica is the source of this 1519-nucleotide messenger RNA. Its product is annotated as retinol dehydrogenase 13-like. Bases 426 to 1415 code for a protein of 329 amino acids. The transcript is spliced from 7 exons. The record is from RefSeq and is a predicted model, not a curated record. NCBI's taxonomy places the organism in Eukaryota, Metazoa, Arthropoda, Insecta, Hymenoptera, Formicidae. Gene Ontology annotation, molecular function: oxidoreductase activity.
AUUCACAAAUUAAAAAAUUUUUAAUUACGAUGAAACAUAAUUUUAAGAAAAUAUGUAAAAGGAGAUUCCUAGAGUAAUAUAUAUUGAAAUAUUGAUCAGAAAAUAUAUUGAUACAUUAUCAGACAUUGUAUGCAUUCAUAGAAUUUGACAUAUUUUCAAAAAAUAAUUUUUUCUUUAAUCUAUUCGAUAUGAAGAUUCGAUUACAUUUUAUAUAAUAUAAUAAGAAUGUAUAACAAUUAAAGUUAUAUAUAUGAUGUAAAUACCACGUGUUUUUGUAUGGUUAGCUUCGGAACAAACCACAUGUCGGUGCACCGUAUAUAUAUGUGCUGUUUCACGAGUUAUACUUUUUGGUUAUACGCUCUCAUAAAUCUCUAAAUCAUUUAUUUACAACUCUCUCCUCUGUAUCUCUGUAUCAAUCUAUAAAAAUGCGUUGGAAACUUCCAAAACCUUUUUUUUACGCUUCUGUGGCAGCGACUACUGUCGCCGUAUCAUAUUUGACAAAAGAUUAUAUGGGCGGUACAAAAUAUACUGGCAAAGAGAGCUUAGUCAACAAAGUUGUUAUUGUGACAGGAGCUAAUACUGGUAUUGGAAGGGAAACAGUCUUAGAAUUAGCUAAACGUGAUGCAAAAGUUAUCAUGGCAUGCAGAGAUAUGAAAAAAUGUGAAAAGGCACGUCAAGAAAUUGUAUUUGAAACGAAAAAUAAAUAUGUAUACUGUAGGAAGUGUGAUCUGGCAUCACAAGAAAGUAUUAGAAAAUUUGUCAAGCAGUUUAAGAAUGAACAUGAUAAACUUCAUAUACUUAUUAAUAAUGCUGGUGUAAUGAGAUGUCCAAAGAGUUAUACCAAAGAAGGUAUCGAAAUGCAGCUUGGAGUUAAUUAUAUAGGACAUUUCUUGCUUACAAAUUUACUUUUGGAUGUUUUAAAAACGUCUGCACCAUCCAGAAUUGUGAAUGUAUCAAGUGCCUCUUAUUAUAGAGGCAAAAUAAAUAUGACAGAUUUAAAUAGCGAUAAAGAGUACGAUGCUGGUAAUGCUUAUACACAAAGUAAAUUAGCCAUCAUUUUUUUCACUAGAGAAUUGGCAAACAAAUUGAGAGGAACUGGUGUUACUGUGAAUGCUGUUCAUCCUGGUAUAGUGGAUACAAAUAUAACACGACAUAUGUUUGUAUACAACAACUUCUUUAUACGAAUAUUUCUGAAACCAUUUGCUUGGCCGUUUAUUAGAGCGCCUCUGCAAGGAGCGCAAACUGUUUUGUAUGCAGCAUUAGAUCCUAGUCUUACAGAUGUUUCUGGCUGUUAUUUCGACAAUUGCGAAAUGAAGGAAGUAGCAGAGGAAGCCAAAAAUGAUAAUCUGGCAAAGUGGCUGUGGAAAGUUAGUGAAAAAUGGACACAAUUAGAUGUGCAAUUAAGGUGGAUGUAAGAAGCAAAAAUGUUUGCCGCGCAAGCGCAAAAGAACAAUGCAAUAACCUAUCAACUCUUCUUUCUUACGGAAAAGUGCUAAGUUGAUUGGCUAUUGGAUUGCUU